This is a messenger RNA of Sus scrofa (pig), 2601 nucleotides long. It is a transcript of the gene TBC1D20, whose product is annotated as TBC1 domain family member 20. Gene Ontology annotation, cellular component: endoplasmic reticulum membrane. Gene Ontology annotation, molecular function: GTPase activator activity. The record is from RefSeq and is marked validated. NCBI's taxonomy places the organism in Eukaryota, Metazoa, Chordata, Mammalia, Artiodactyla, Suidae. Gene Ontology annotation, biological process: endoplasmic reticulum to Golgi vesicle-mediated transport; positive regulation of GTPase activity.
GAGCUUGGCCCGCGGAGCCGGCGCCGAAUCCCGCGGCCUCAGCUGCAGCCGCGCCUUCUCUCUGCUCCGCCACCAGCCGGGGCUCGGGCCGGUGCCCGGGCCCCCGGGACAUGGCCCUCCGGAGUGCGCAGGGUGACGGCCCCACGUCUCCUCGCUGGGACGGCGGCGCGGAGAAGGCAGACUUUAAUGCCAAAAAGAAAAAGAAAGUGGCAGAGAUCUACCAGGCUCUGAACAGUGACCCCACCGAUGUGGCUGCCCUUAGACGCAUGGCUAUCAGUGAAGGAGGGCUGCUGACUGAUGAGAUCAGACGGAAAGUGUGGCCCAAGCUCCUCAAUGUCAACACCAGUGAUCCACCUCCUACAUCAGGGAAGAACCUGCGACAGCUGAGCAAGGACUACCAGCAAGUGCUGCUGGAUGUCCGGCGGUCUCUACGGCGGUUCCCUCCUGGCAUGCCAGAAGAGCAGAGGGAAGGGCUGCAGGAAGAGCUGAUCGACAUCAUCCUCCUCAUCCUGGAGCGCAACCCUCAGCUGCACUACUACCAGGGCUACCACGACAUCGUGGUCACGUUUCUACUGGUGGUAGGCGAGAGGCUGGCCACAUCCCUGGUGGAAAAAUUGUCUACCCACCACCUCAGGGAUUUCAUGGACCCAACAAUGGACAACACCAAGCAUAUAUUAAACUAUCUGAUGCCCAUCAUUGACCAGGUGAAUCCAGAACUCCAUGACUUCAUGCAGAGUGCUGAGGUGGGGACCAUCUUUGCGCUCAGCUGGCUCAUCACCUGGUUUGGGCACGUCCUGUCAGACUUCAGGCACGUCGUGCGGUUAUACGACUUCUUCCUGGCCUGCCACCCGCUGAUGCCCAUUUACUUUGCAGCUGUGAUCGUGUUGUAUCGAGAGCAGGAAGUCCUGGACUGUGACUGUGACAUGGCCUCGGUCCACCACCUGUUGUCCCAGAUCCCUCAGGACCUGCCCUAUGAGACGCUGAUCAGUAGAGCAGGAGACCUCUUUGUGCAGUUUCCCCCGUCCGAACUUGCUCGGGAGGCAGCUGCCCAGCAGCAGGCCGAGAGAACGGCAGCCUCUACCUUCAAAGACUUUGAGCUGGCAUCAGCCCAGCAGAGGCCUGACAUGGUGCUGAGGCAGCGGUUUCGGGGACUUCUGCGGCCUGAGGAUCGAACAAAAGAUGUCCUGACCAAACCAAGGACCAACCGCUUUGUGAAGCUGGCGGUGAUGGGGCUGACGGUGGCACUUGGAGCGGCUGCUCUGGCUGUGGUGAAGAGUGCCCUGGAGUGGGCCCCAAAGUUUCAACUGCAGCUGUUUCCCUAAAUGCCAGAGAAGACACUUCCUCUAACAUGACAUCAAGGUCUCACCCUUCCAUGGACCGACUGGGAGGGGGUGGAAUUUCCUUUAUUAAAAGGGUUUCUGUCGAGGGUUUUCUAUUCCUGCCACCCUUCCCCCACCCCAUCCAUGGUUGCCUUUGCUUCAGAGGCCAAUUGCAGAGCCUGUGUGACGCGGGCACCUGGGGGCCUGAGCACAGAACUCUUUCUCACUCACAGUGGGCUUCUGAGCGGGCGCUCCACGGCCUCCUCUUGUAUUGGAGGGAAUGGGUUUCUGUAGCUCACAGCUGCCUUUGGAACCCACUGGGCCUGGUCACCGGGGGGCAUCUUAGCUGGACCACUGAAUGCCCUUCUGGCGGCUCCUUCUAUCCGUCCUGUCUGCUUCAGCUGGACAAAGAAGUCAGACCUUGGAGUGAAGGCGAGGGGGCAGAGGAGACUAGCCCGGGAGCAAGAUUGGCCCCUUCUGAGAAUAGCUCCACUAGCUGGUCAGAAAUCUAAGCGACAUAUGUGAACUAGGUUACUCGGUAAAUCUUAUUUUCAGCCUAGAACUCACUUGGGUGUUUCCAGUCAGACAAAAAGGAAUGUUAAGUUUUAGGGCCCAGACAUCAGCUGGCUUUGCCUUUUUUUUUUCUUUCUAUUCUCUUCCACAAGCCACACAAUGAUGCUUAUAAAAGACACUUUUACUACUAUUUUUAGAACUACAUACAUCCAACAUGUAAAGUGCUACUAUUUUUAGAAUUAUAUACAGCCAACAUGUAAAGUACCCUCACUUUUAAAUAGUUCCUUCUGGAAAAAAAAAAAAAAAGAAAGAAAGCUCUCAUCAGAAAGAUGAGCUUCUGAAAUGCUGAGUUUCUUUUCUGCUCAGUUGUGUAACAUCUCACUUUAGCCAGAGUCACUGUUUAUGAACAGCCCCCUACUUCCUUGUCCAGCUUUCCUUCCUUCCUUCCUGUUUCCUCCCGUUUUUCUCUCAAGUAGGCACCUACUUACUACUUUGGCUUGUUGUGGGGGUUUGACUCACCUCCUCAACUGCUGGUCUCUCCUUCCUGGUUGGAAAUGUCAUUGGGAACUUGCCAGUGCCCAGAAAGGGACAAACUGCAGCCUGGAGAGUGUGUUGGGAGCCAGGGACAGCCAGCUUCCUACCACAGGCUUCCUGAGGACUCUCUAGGCCUUAGGGAACAAGACGGAUCAUUCACUUCUUCAGUACAGCUUUUCCUGUAAGCCAAGCCAGGUUUGUUUUAGAUUAACUGUGGCUUUAAAAAAAAAAAAAA